Messenger RNA from Trichomycterus rosablanca, 2146 nucleotides. RefSeq names its product beta-1,4-mannosyl-glycoprotein 4-beta-N-acetylglucosaminyltransferase b (gene mgat3b). Gene Ontology annotation, biological process: protein N-linked glycosylation; N-acetylglucosamine metabolic process. Lineage: Eukaryota; Metazoa; Chordata; Actinopteri; Siluriformes; Trichomycteridae. The record is from RefSeq and is a predicted model, not a curated record. The transcript is spliced from 3 exons. The coding region runs from base 409 to 2127 and encodes 572 amino acids. Gene Ontology annotation, molecular function: beta-1,4-mannosylglycoprotein 4-beta-N-acetylglucosaminyltransferase activity. Gene Ontology annotation, cellular component: membrane.
AUCGGGGGAAAUCGCUCAGAAAGGAGUAGCUUUCCGUUUCUUUCCUGCAUCACCACCAUCAUCAUUCACUGCAGCAGGAGCAGGUCGGGAUGGCCGCGUCUUCAUCACCGGUCCGUCAGACGGAGCAUCGCUGCUUGUGCGGCUCCGGUACACGUUCUCACCCGGGCAGGAAUCUGACGCGCGGCUGCCAGUGAACCGAAUCGGAACCUGCCGCUUCCAGCGCCGCGGAUCUGAGCCAGGCCCUGUCUCUUCCUGCCCUGCACUGUAUCUCUAGAACAGAAAGCAUGCCAGUCCUUCUCAUCUGUAACCGUAUACUGGUGUAACGGACAUCGAGGCAAAACAAAGGCGCAGUCCGAACCUCUUUUUACCCGCAGUGAAUCUCUGGAGACCCCCAAACCGGGCGAUGGGAUGAAAAUGCGACGUCACAGGGUGUUCUUGCUUUGCACCGUAGGGCUUUGUGUCAUUUCUUUUCUUCACUAUUACAAAGCCCUGCACUACGUAUCUCUGCUGCGCGAACUGUCAGCACCCUACCCCAACAUCAAGUCCUUCAUCAUGGUGUCUGGCUUUUUCUGGAAAGACAGGGCCACCCCGCUGUCCAGUGUUUCUCCACCUAAUACCAAACUACAGGUUCAGAAGGAAAUAAGAGACCAGAUGGCAGUUUCAGUCAGAGAACCAAUAGCUCCCUAUUCUUGGCCGAAACAAGAGGAACCACCACACAAGGAUCCAGAUCCUGAGGAGAAGAAGGGAAACUCCAGUACGCCAGUACUGCGACCAAAUUCCAAUCGCAACGUGGCUGUAAAGUAUACGAAACCCCCGAAAACAUCAAGUCCAGACCCUACUAUGUUUUUGGGAGGCUUACACAAGAGCUUCUUUAAGCUCCAGGACAACAAAACAUCCUAUUUUGUACACACCAAAGCUGGAGCCUUAUGUUUCCGUCAGGGGACAGAAGUGGGGCCUCCUAGAGAUGAUUCUUGGGCAGUAAAAAGUGUUCACCAGAGGAAUAUCCUGCAGGUUGCGGAGGACUUCAACACUCGAUUGAAGAUGGGGGAAGACUCAAAUUCUACCCGGAUAAAACAUACACAGGGCAAACGCUUGGUAAAGUGUGUGUGCCGAUCUGGCUGGCAUGGCCCCUACUGUGGUGUUCCUACUAUGGUUUACCACUCAAACCUGCCCACCAAAGAGAGAUUGACUCCUCGUGAGAAACCACGGCGCAUCAUCAAUGCUAUCAAUGUCAACCAUGAGUUUGAUCUACUUCACGCCCGCUUCCGCGAGCUAAGUGACGUCGUUGACGUCUUUCUAGUGUGCGAGUCCAACUUCACUGCAUACGGUGAGAGGCGUCCACUUAGCUUCCUGCACCUACUGCGCAACGGGACCUACAACUACAUACGCCACAAGAUCCUGUAUGUAUUCCUGGAUCACUUUCCUGAGGGCGGCAGGCAGGAUGGGUGGAUCGCCGAUGACUAUCUGCGCACUUUUCUAACACAGAACGGCAUGAGCAGGUUGCAAGGUGUACGCCGUGACGACGUAUUCCUUAUUAACGAUGCUGAUGAGAUCCCUGCCCAGGAGGGCAUCCUCUUUCUCAAACUGUUUGAUGGAUGGACCGAGCCCUUUGGCAUCCACAUGCGCAAGUCACUGUACGGCUUUUUCUGGAAGCAGCUCGGCUCUCUUGAGGUGGUCUCGGGAUGCACAGUGGGGAUGUUGAAGGAGGUCUACGAGAACGAUGGGAUCCGUCUGCGUCGACGGGAGUACUACACGAUGCCUAAUUUUCGCAAGUACGAGAACGACACAGGCCACAUCUUGGUGCAGUGGUCAGUUGGAAGCCCGAUCCAUUUUGCUGGCUGGCACUGCUCCUGGUGCUUUGCCCCCGAGGGCAUCCACUUAAAACUUGUAUCUGCUCAGAAUGGUGACUUUCCCCGAUGGGGUGACUACGAAGACAAGAGGGACCUUAACUACAUUCGUGGGCUGAUCCGGACUGGCGGCUGGUUUGACGGCUCUGUACAGGAAUAUCCUCCGUCGGACCCUAAGGAGCACAUGUAUGCUCCGAAGCACAUGUUCAAAUACUUUGAGCACUAUCGCUACCUGCUGGAGAACCCUUAUGCCAAGCAGCCCAGCCUGAGUGCAGGGUAAUAGGGUGACUGGGUUUUAG